This is a messenger RNA of Notothenia coriiceps (black rockcod), 3408 nucleotides long. Its product is annotated as roundabout homolog 4-like. Bases 28 to 1320 code for a protein of 430 amino acids. The transcript has 6 exons. NCBI's taxonomy places the organism in Eukaryota, Metazoa, Chordata, Actinopteri, Perciformes, Nototheniidae. The record is from RefSeq and is a predicted model, not a curated record.
CCAGUCUCCUGGAAGGACCCCCGCAACAUGGACUCAGCGGUCCCCAUCGUGACGGAGAGCUGUGGCGUUUACGGCACUUUCUACGUGGACCUGAUGGGAAAUGGUCUGAAGACCUUUAACAGUCCUGGGAGCCGCCCUAAGGCUCCUCACGGUGUCCCCCUUCAGCAGGGGGAGACCAUCCAGAUCUUCUCUCAGCCCCUCGCAAAGAGCGCGUCCCUGGGGAGCCGCGAGGCGUUGUCAUGGAAACAGGCUAUACGCCCCCAGCCCAGGAUGGGGGUGCUGAGGGAAAAAACCCACAGCAAGCAAGAGCUGCAUGCAGUGAACAGCGCCCCUCUCACGCCCAGCAGGAGCCAGGCCUGCUCCUCCAGUGUGUUCAGACAGAGGCUCAGUCACAUCCCAGCAGCCCGGCACGGGGGGCAUCCAGAGUGGGAUAAAGCUGCUGGCUGUCCUCGACUGCUGCAUUACUCUGCAUCCUUACACCUGAUGGACAUGCUGCCCCCCCCACCACCAAUGCCACUAGAGGACACCAUGGACUCACACAGCCUCAGCUCAGAUGAAGGCUCCAGUCAUUCUACGAAGCUAUCAGUGGACUUGGGCUCUCUCCAGUCAGUGUGUGAUGCGUCCUGCCGCUGUGGGCAGCCCCCCCCCACCAACAACAGCUGCCCCUCCUACAGCCACCUGUCUACUGCAUCAUACUCCAGGUCAAUGGAUGAGGAGCAGAGGGGCACACUGACAGCAGAGGAGGCUACACAGUAUCUGGAGCUCAGCCCCAAACCUGAGAGGAGCAGUGCUCUACCUCAGCAGUGUCCCUCUCUGUCGAACCCCUUCUCCCCCACCCUGGGCUACAUCUAUGAGCGUGUCCACUCCCCUCAGAUGGAGGAGGACCCCCCCACCCAUGAGCCUGAGGUCCCAACGAUGGGCCUGCGCCGCGCCCGCCUGCAGAGCCCCCCGCCCCCCUCCUCCUGCUGCAGCGAGGGGGACGGCUCCCUGUGGAACACCUGGAGCUCGGUGACGGGCAGCAGCCUGGCCAGCGCCCGCAGCAGCUUCAUCAGCUCCGUGGACAGCUGCUGCACCGAGGACAGCGCCACCUUCAGACGCCUGCUGGCCGCUGCAGCCGGGAGCAUGGGCGGAACCUCGCUGUCAGACUUCUCCCCACCGGCCUCUCCCCUCAGCGCCGUGUACCCGUCGUUCUGUGAGGGCGACUCGGCGGAGCUGGAGCCGGUCCCUGCGUGGGAGUGGAACCUGGCCUGGGUGGAGGAGAUGGAGGCUCAGUACAGAGCUCACUAUCCUGCCAGGAGCUCCAAACCCUUUGACAGUUAGGCAUCAGAGGAAAAGAUGCAACAUGACUGCAUUUUGAGAACUUCACAAGCACCUCACAGCGAUGCCAGAACAGCAAGACAAGAAGAAAUGACGGAUGAUCUUCAUUUAUUUAUCUGAGAGGGCUGGAAUUGAAAGGUUGAAAUACUACAGGGUUUGAUAGCGUUCUCCCUGUCAAUAAUAGUUACAUGUCUGGAUUUCAAAUAUAAUUGGAGCAAACUCCUUGAUGUUUGAGAUACUUCUGUUUGUCUGUAAUAGUUUUACCUCAGGGCAGUCCGACUACUGUUUGCAUCCUCCAAAUGACUUCCAUUGAGGCUCUAAAGUUUUCUUUCCGCUCAUUAGAGGGUAAUGAGACACUUCCCCUGGGCUCUUCUCACCCAGUGUGUUUGAAAAGGCCAGAGACACAGAGACAGGAUGGAGACGGAGAACCCAGUCAUUAGCAGCGCUGCACACUUCCUCACACACAUGUUUGUUUCUUAUUUUCCUCCAAGAUUUCAUUUGGGCUGGAGUCCUACCAAAUGAUCACUUCUGUAUAUUCAGCAUACUCAACACAUGUUAUACAAAGAACUUAAUCACAUUCCAAAUCCCGUUGUCUCUUACGGUUUAUUACAUUCUGGGAAUUAUUUUAUAUUUGAAGAUUGUUUUUUACUUUAUACGCUCUGUCCUUUUUCUAUUUUACAAAAAGUUUGUAUAAUACAAAACAUUAUGUAGUUCAGGAUAGCAGAAGUAGCAAAAGUUAUUUGUAAAAAUAGUUCAAAAUGAAUUGAACUAAGUGGAGGUGUAACUUUAAAUCUUACUUUAGGAAGCAUUCCACAGUAUGCUCGAUGAUUUAUUUUGUUCUCGUAACAAAUGUGUUUUAUUAUUUAGAAAAACAUGUUAGAAUUGAUUGAUAUCAGGUUUUAUAUGUUACAUGUAAUGUUUCAGUGAGCUGAAACCUGUGACAUUGAUACUGUCUCUUAUGUUAUUAUUUUUAUUGUUAUUAAAAACACCCACGUAUACACAUCAAAUGCUAGUGGGACAUUUGAUCUAGAAACUCCUCCAUACAGGAAGUGUUCACAGUUUCUCACAGGGACACGUUGACAUUUCAGUGCUUCACUGGUUCAACAUAUGAGGGGGGGGGGGGGGGUUCCGACAUUGAACCCCCUGCUGUUUCUAAUGGCUGUGUAACAGGAAGGUGAUGUUUAUAACUCAUCUGUUUGGCUUGAGUAACCAACACCAACAAUGCUGCUGCAGCUGAUCAUUACAAACCCGUUGAAGAGAAUAAUUAACACUAAAUGUCUGUGUUUGUUCAGGAAAGUGUGGUUUUUUACUUUGAAAUGUUAAAAAUGAUGUUUUUCCUUAAAAAAAAACCUGGGAUUUAAUGUAGCCUAGUUUAGUCUGUUUAAAGUAGAUUAUUUGCACACGUCAGUCAAACCUCACAGGAGUUGGAUGAGUAUUAGGGAGGAAGAGCUUUGCAGACUGAUACAUAUUUUAAUAUGUAUGUAAGAUAAUAUGAUUUACUCAAUCACUUUGUGUGCAGCUGCAAAGCACGACAUGCAUUUUGAAGUAAUCCCUGGCCUGUAUCUGGGCUGGGGGUCAAAUGAGACUGUUGAGCUAAGAAGUGCUUUGCUGUCUGUUUCAGUUAUAAGCUGCUCAGGAACAGCCAUAUUAGUUAUAUUCCAGGUAUUAAAAACAGCCCAAGUUAACAAACACAUAGGAACGAGUCUCAGGGUUAAUUUGUUAUUUCCUUCUCAGAAGAGGGACAGGCUUUUUCUGCUUCAAAAAUAUGCAAUAAUUAAGAUUUCUUUCAUGUCUUUACUCUCUGAGAAUUUCAUUUAGAAGAUUAAUCAGACUGCUUCUCUAGCAGUUAUUUUCAGAUGAAGUCAAGCAGACCUGCAAAAAGUAGUCAAAGCAGGCUAAAAUGAUGAAUAAUGAAAACAGUGCAGGCUUUGUUAAGCACAGGAAUCAAGCUUUAAACUCUGCUCAUUUAUCUGAAGGAGCCAUAUUUACCCUAUAUGCAAUGCAGCAAAUAGUGGAUUACAUGUUUGUGUGUGUGUGUUUGUGUGUACUGGACCGCCAUAGAGAUUAUCCUUCAUCUGUCUCCUUCACUAA